Molecule: messenger RNA, 542 nt
Organism: Photinus pyralis (common eastern firefly)
Lineage: Eukaryota; Metazoa; Arthropoda; Insecta; Coleoptera; Lampyridae
Exons: 3
Coding region: 49-501 (150 amino acids)
Source: RefSeq, a predicted model, not a curated record
UGAAACCGCACAACUCUACACCGACACUUUCAGUGGCUUACACACUUAAUGGACGUUUGGGUUUGGGCCAAAACACUUUUAGCCUUUUUGUUUUAUACCGUGAUAGGAACUACGGGUUACGAAAACGAAUUUGCACACUUGCGUUUGCAACAAAUGAUCGCUUAUCCUUGUCAUUACGAAAUGUGGACCUACACGAUGACCGGAACACAGCGGGGAAAUGAUGACUGUGUCCGAUCCCAACAGAUCCGAUACACGAAUCUUCUUUUACUGAUAAUCAAUGUUGAUUGCCUCCCCUACAAUAAAACGCACAAAUUUCAAAUUAGACAGCUCGAGUACAAAACCGACUUGCGUUGCGUCCUCGGCAACGAUCGUUUCACGAUUAAUCAGCGCAGGGAGUGUUUCAACGAGGAUUUCUUUAACGAGACGGAAAUUGAUAAGUGUGGAGCUACAAAAAUGCGCGUACACAUUCUUACACUACUCACAGCAACACUUUACCUCUGAUACGAUCGCGCACUUCGAUUCCCUUCGUAUUAUAAGCUUGC